Candidozyma pseudohaemuli is the source of this 609-nucleotide messenger RNA. RefSeq lists its product as uncharacterized. Bases 1 to 609 code for a protein of 202 amino acids. Lineage: Eukaryota; Fungi; Ascomycota; Pichiomycetes; Serinales; Metschnikowiaceae. The record is from RefSeq and is a predicted model, not a curated record. The transcript has a single exon.
AUGAGAGUGGAGGCAAAGCCACAUCCUGGAGUUGAAAGAAUCUUUGAUGACAUAGAUAGCUAUCAGCGGAACUUCCCAAGGCAGCUCAGCUGCAAAUACAGUAAUUAUCUUUCGUUGGAAACACGUCAAAGUCUUGAUACUUGUGAGAACUACAGUGAGAGGUUCUUUAAGGGCUAUAUUCAAGAGUUCAAGUUCUACGUCCCAGCUUGCUUCCCAGCUUGGGAGGAAUCUAGGAAACAGAACAAAGAUGUCGAGAAUGGAACCUGUCCAAUCGUUCUGAAGGUCCAUUGUGAGUUAGAGCCACACGUCAAUCUGGUACAGAUACUCACACAAUACUUCACCCUCUGCCGGGCAGUAUACAAAAAGAAAUCUUGGGAGGAUUAUCAACGUGACAGUGCAAAGAUCUUCAAACUAAUGUUCUUGCCAUUUACGGCUUAUCAUUUGAGCCUUUUUAGCCGUAUUAGUCUUAGCCGUAUUAGUAUUGUGUUGCUUGCGAUUUCUAGUUUAGAUGUUGCAUCUAGAAUAGUCAGCUCUGUUACUCCACGUAUCAUGAAGUUGGUGCUCUUGCUACUGGGAACCGGCAGAGAGCCAUUUCAAUGGCUUGUAUGA